Molecule: messenger RNA, 6545 nt
Organism: Mizuhopecten yessoensis (Yesso scallop)
Lineage: Eukaryota; Metazoa; Mollusca; Bivalvia; Pectinida; Pectinidae
Product: glycogenin-1-like
Exons: 9
Coding region: 78-1565 (495 amino acids)
Cellular component (GO): cytoplasm
Molecular function (GO): glycosyltransferase activity
Source: RefSeq, a predicted model, not a curated record
UCUCUAAUUUUGAUUGGUUGUUGGAAAAUCACCAGUGCAUUUCCUUUCCGGGAACAUUCGUGUGUCAGUUGAGCACCAUGGCAGAACGGGGUGAGAAGGGAGCAUUUGUGACGUUGGCGACAAAUGACACAUAUGCUCUGGGAUGUUUGGUCCUAGGGAACUCCCUGAGGAGGGUGAAAACUGUGCAUCAGCUGGUUGUCAUGAUAACAGAUGGCGUCUCUUCAUCAAUGAGGAACCAGUUGCGGCGGGUGUUUGACUUGCUGUAUGAAGUAAACCUACUGGACAGUAAAGACCCUGACAACCUACAGUUGCUAGGACGACCAGAUCUCAAUGUUACCUUCACAAAGUUCCAUUGCUGGCGACUCACUAUGUUUGAAAAAGCUGUGUUCCUCGACGCAGACACCCUAGUUCUAAAAAAUGUUGACGAGCUGUUUGAAAGAGAAGAAUUGUCUGCAGCCCCGGACGCUGGUUGGCCGGACUGUUUCAACUCUGGAGUGUUUGUGUUCCGGCCCUCAGACGAGACAUACAAAAAACUGUUAGAUUUCGCUGUAGCUAAAGGAAGUUUUGAUGGUGGUGAUCAGGGGUUACUAAAUAUAUACUUCAGAGAUUGGGCGACCAAAGAUAUAGCAAGACAUUUACCCUUUAUAUACAACGUAGUGUCACAAGCCUUCUACAGUUACCUACCAGCAUUUACACAAUUUAAACAAGAUGUAAAGAUUGUGCAUUUUAUAGGAGCCACAAAACCUUGGCAUCACCCAUACAACACUUCCACAAAGACAGUCCAACCCCUCCCUGAUUCUGGCCACAACCAGGAGUUCUUACAACUGUGGUGGGACAUCUUCAUGUCCCAAGUCCAGCCUGCCCUCGACCCCUCAGUGAAAGGAAACAUGAACUUAGCUAUCCAGUUCAUCGGGCAGGCAGCAAACGGUCAUACUUAUUACAUCACACAAGCUCCGGGCCCGACUACUGUCCAGUCUGUGUAUCCCUUCGUCCCUCCCAAUGUAGAUGUCCACUACACUCAGCAGGAUGCUGGCCACACAACGGACUCCCAAGUUGUUGAUAUUGACAUUGUGCCCCGGCAGUACUCGCUGCCCGAGACUCACUUCGCUGAGAACCCUAUGUCAGUGGUUAACCCUGAUACCCCACCUCCGGGCUCAUAUGACAUUUCACAGGUCAUGAAAGCUUGGGGGGAUAGUAAUACAGACAAACAAAACAGUGAAACUAGUAAUGAUAAAACAGAGUUACCUGCCCUUGAACAAAGUGGUCAUAUUCCCGAAACACAUAAUACAGGCGAUGAAACGGGAGGUUUAGUGGCUAAUCUAGCCGCUAUGACUAUCCAAACGGACCCGAGUGAGGGUGCUGACGCAGGACAUUCUGAGCAGGAGGACGUCAGUGACCAGGAACGCAAACUCAAUUGGGAAAAGGGUCAAAUGGACUACCUGGGAGCCGAUGCCUUUGAGAACAUUCAGAAAAAGUUGGACGAGACCUUGCAGGGCCCAGUUUCCGAGGCAACCCCAUCCACAAGUCCUUUUUCGACGAAAUCGAAAACCUCUGGCAAAGAUUAGAUAUGUCUGAGGUUUUAGAUAUUUUCAAACAAAUACAGUUUCAAACUGUAUGGUAUAAAUCUGACUACAUAAUCUGGAAGGAUUAUGAACCAUUUGGGUGGCGCAUAACAUCUGAGAGUUUUAUUUAGCACCAUUUUAAUUUAAUAAACCAACACCUAAAUGAAAUAUUUAGAACUAUACAUUUAGAUGGGGAAUGGAAUAGUUAUCACCACAUUAGUGUGAUACAGACCAUCCAAACAUGGCUUGUAUUCCAUUAGUGUGAUACAGACCAUCCAAACAUGGCUUGUAUUCCAUUAGUGUGAUCGGGUGUAACAAUCUCGAUGGGUGAAGCACCUGUCUAGGUGGUAAUCACUACGAUUUAGAUAUAAAUAGCGGUCUGAUUGUAUUGAUACCAUACAGUAGAUGGCGAGACUUAAUGGCAAACUAGAUAGGGAGAUGGAAUAGAUUUAUUUCCUAAAAUAAAUCAAAUACAAUAUUUUCGUUAGGAUGAAACACUACAAUGUACUCGGUGUUUUCGUUUGAUAGCUAUGCUUGUAUAAAUUGAGUUGAUCAUGAUGGAAACGAUUUUCCAAUGAGGAAAUAAACCGUGGCAACAAAAUGUAUAUUGCACUUUCGCUAGCAAUUAGUUCAACCGAAGUAAAUACUUCAUGUUAUUGCCUGAAACUUUACUGCAAACAAUUUUAAUCUAGACAAAUUCCCUCUGGGAAAUAUUGAAACGUGAGCAAUCCGAGUUAUCUUCAUGCAACGUCGCAAGACCCGAUAUUAUGUGGGUGCUUCCCAGGUUAUUGUAUGUUAACUUAUCAUAAUGUUAAAAGUUAUAUUAAUUAUAUAAACUCUCUAAUUACUUUGUGAAAGUAUGCCUUUUUUGUUUGACUUAAAUCUUUUUGUUUAAAUGUUAUUACACUAUAUUUGUAAAUGUAUAUAUACAGUGUAUUGGCAGUGAGCAUAUUUUGUUUGAAUACUUUAGAGAUAUUAGAUUGUUAUUUGUUAUUUAGAGCAAGUUGACUCUUAAAACGCAAGGUUGAGAGAUUUGGUGCUCGGUUAAGUUAAACCUUUGUGUUAGGAGAUGCUUAAUAUUGACCUAUAGCAGAGUGUUAUAGGUACAGUUUUUAAUGCCUUCCUAUAGGGUUCGUUCAAAGGGUACCAGUAGGAUGAUACUACCUUCAGCAGACCUGAGAUGUUUACGUCGGAUCAGGAACGGUAACUGCAAUGUAUAUUGAUCUGACAUGUGCAUUGUUUGGUUAAUCUUCUGCCUAACGGGAGGCUGCUAGAUUUAAACUUGUUAACCCCUGAAAUUUCAAAAUGAGCUGUUCCAAACUUUGAAUUCGAGGAGUUCAAAUGUGUCUUCAGGGGUGAAUGAGUUAAACAAGACAUGAAAGGAAUUUGUGAUAUAUACCAUUCAACAUUCCAUUUUCCUGUCAUUUACUAGGUCAGUAAAACCACGUUUAUCUAGUAACAAAAGUGGGUAAUAAAAGCAUUUGUAAGGCAAAGUUUCUUUGUAAGAGAACCGUGGUAAAAGUCGUCCCCCCCAACAUAACGGUUAGGUAGUGUCAUGCCCUGUAUCCUAUGACAGAAUUCUUUAGGAUACUACUGCUAGCGAACCAACAUCACAUUAGUUACCUUAUAAUGUAGAGAUACAAGUUACGGUUACCUAAAGAUUGAUUUUGUAAUUUAUGAUCAGAAAUAAUAUAUUGUUGACAUUGUUAAUGUUUAUGUCACCAGAUUGUGCGGCUGCUUUACUAAUUGAUUGAAACAUUGGGAAUAUUUGUUGACAGUAUGGUUAAUUUAGACAACUGGCUGCAUGUUUUUUCACUACUAUAUAAAUCAUGAUGGUAGGAUUGAAGAGUUGUGCGUGAGGAAUUUGUUUGAUCAACUUAAUUGAUAUCCUGGCGAUGCAAUUGUAACUUGACAUUCUAUGUUUCCUUAGAGAGAAUUAUGAACUAUAUUUUUGAGUAAUGAAAGCAAUUUCAGUUUGUGCGAAAUGAAAUCGAGAUAAAAACAGCUUGAGGGGACUAUUGCAGAUACUAUGAUUACAUGUUAAAUACAUAAGUUUUUGUACGAGUUAGUUAUAUUGGAUUAGAGAAAAAUUAAUAACAUAAAUUCAUUGAAAAAAAUGAUAACAAAGAAACAUCAUCUCGCUAACAAUCAAAUAUUGAUAAAAGUAUUGGCUUGGAAUGAAUAACAUUGUAAUUGAAAAAAAUAAUUUUAAUCAGUAUGCUGUAAUCCAUCCCAAUCAGGGCGUCAAAAGGGUGACCCAAGAAUAACAAAGGGCUGUUUUUGAAAUUAAUUUGGUGGUGCAAUAGUAAUGAACACACGUUAAAUCCAUUAGAUUUUGUUCAUUUUACUUCUCAUUCGCAUGCAAAAUAUUAAUGUACAUAUGUGUGUGAAACUAAUGAGAAGUUGUCAGCAGUGUUACAGAGUCUGGUACAACAUCUGUGAUUCUGACAUGUCUAUAUUUUAACAAGUAUUCAUUAAUUUUAUUUGAUAUAAUCCCUCAGUAUUACGUGUUAUACAGUUAGCUUUAAAGAUUGUUUUGUCUGUGUUUUUUCUACUCAAAAGUCCCAUUUUAUCUUUCAAAUUCGUGUUGAAAAAUGAAGCAAUUGUUAUUUCUGGUGCCAGGUAUUUCUAAUUCAAAGUCAGUAGUUCUUCCUUUAUAAAAUUAACUUUAUUGGUGUUUCUAUAAUGCCAUAUACUCGACCUUUAACCUCUUAGUUGAAUACCCACAUCAUUUACCAGAUCAGAUCAGUCAGUCUUUCGUAGAUGUUCGGGUACCCGUUAUAUUGUUAUUUGUUUAAAAGGGUAAUUGUAGACAGUACUAUCAGUAAUGAGAAAAAUCUUGUAGCACAUUUACAACACGUGUGACUCUAAAUGGCAUGUACAUAUACCCUGCACACCAUAGUGCAGUAAGAAUAUAGACUUGGUUACCGUACCUAUACUACUAAUGUUUCGUCCAUUAACUUUUUACUUAAAAAUGAUCCUUUGUUAUUAACCGAUCUGGAUGGAAUCCAAUCUUAGUCAAUUAAGUUUUAGACUUUCAGUGUGUGAGGAUAUCGGCGAGAAGAUGUUGCCAUUUAAUGUUAAGGACGAUAUUAUAGGCUUGUGUGUGGUAGGGAACAAAAAAUAUAUAGAAUAGAAACACGUUGCACAACUUCUGGUAAGGGAGAUAACACCAUGCAUCUAAGGCCUUUUGAUGUUUGACAAGAAGUUUAACUGUCAUUUGUUGAUAAAAAAAAAAAACUAGCUGCAUUUAGUUCACUUGCAAUAAAAAUAACUUUUCAUGUGUAUUUAAAAAUUAGAAGUGUUGUGUUUAGCUGACAUCUACAGAUUGCGGGAAAGUGUGUCGGGUAAAUAAUGUGCGGUUACAAGGAUCAUAGAUGAUGAUGGUCAUUUGAUAGGGAGAAAAGUAUACAGAAUGCAUUUUACAUUUGAUGUUUUAAAUAUGUGUAAACAAUAUAAUUAUAUUUUCUAAGCAAGACAAAUGUAAUCCAUAUUUAAUAAUAUACCCAUGUUAUAUACAUAUCUAACUAGUUAAUCACCUAUGCAUUGUGUAUGUUUUCCUAACGUAGCAGCUUUAUGUCAUUACAGCUAGGGUAAGCCAUUCUUGCUUCAGAAGAUAUACUAGCACCGACAACAGGUGUUAUCUAUAUCAUCUUGACUCUCCUACAUCAGAGAUUAAGUAGUUGUAUUGAUAGUUAAAGUGGUGAUGAAUUCAAAGUAAAUUGUUCAUGAAAACAAAAACAUCACAAACAGAUGUCAUAUUUAACUGUUCUGUCUUUUGUUGUGAUAAUCUUUUGUGGAUAGAUCUACAUACAGUACCUUCUGGUAGACUUCAUAUGUUUCUAAAGUCAAAGGUAAAACUUGAUCUGUGUUGUGCAAUUCCUUAUUUCCAUUCAAUAUUUAGACAUUUAAGUGACGUAUGAUAUUCCGAUUCUGCACGUAAUUCAGAUCAUUGCGUGUGUCAGAUUAGGGUCAGGUGUCAGUUAGUUGAUUGGACAUUUAAAGUGAUGAUCGAUGCUGCAAUGAUGAUUAUAACAAACUGAUAACUUUGUGCCACAACUGUCUACAUCUAGCGUAUGUCAUACUUUACACUGGCGUCAGAAUUGGUGCAAGACGUUUCAUGGUGAAUUAUUUAAAUAGAAAUAUUAACUCCAUGUCUUGUUAAGUUUUUCGGGUGUACGGACGUUAAAAUCCUAGCAUGUAAAUAUGCUUAUUCUUUGUUACUAUUUGAUGAAAUUGUUGUUGUUUACGAUUCGUACAUGUGCGAAAAUAUUAUACAUAAAACAUCAGUCAUUUGGUGAUGAAAAUUAUGUAGUAGUGUAACCUUUUAAUCAAACUCCGUGUAAUUUAUAAUUGAGCGAAUUUGCGUCAGAAUAUUGCCCAGCCGUGUAUAAACAAAUUGUGUGUUGUAGUUUGUUGUGUGUUGUUUCACUAAAAGUGAGUAACAAAUAGAAAAGUUAAAUAUCUUAGCCCUUUCACCACCGUAGACCAUAUUGGACUUCUCCUAUAAAUGCAUGGUAGAGUCUAAUAAAUUUACAUAGGGGUGAAAGGAUUAGACAUUGAAUAGUCAGACAUCAUACAGAUUGAAAGUUGAAGAAGAAGAAAACACUGGUUCAAUAAUACAUCAUAUUUACCAGUCAAUUUAUCUCCAUGAUUACCAAAUCAAAUGAAUAUUUCCGUGCUUGCCAUCACAACCCUUCUUAGGGUUGGUAAUUCUAUAUACUAAAUUAUCAUAAUAAUGAAAAUUACAACUUGUUUAGUUUUCAUAGCAGCCAAGAAUACCCUAGUCAAUGACGGUUUUCUCCAACAGAGAUACCUGGUUGGUUUAGGUAUUGGUUAGAAUUACUGAAAAGUGCUGCAACUUUCUAUGCCAUUGGGCGUUGUUGCUUGAUGUCUGUUGGUUCAUAAGUGCUAGGUAUAUGAUGCGUGUUGGUUAUAUAUACAUAGGAUUGUUAUUAUCAAAAUAAAAGUAUUUACAUAUAA